This is a messenger RNA of Astyanax mexicanus (Mexican tetra), 3454 nucleotides long. RefSeq names its product storkhead box 1 (gene stox1). Gene Ontology annotation, cellular component: cytoplasm; nucleus. The record is from RefSeq and is a predicted model, not a curated record. Gene Ontology annotation, molecular function: DNA-binding transcription activator activity, RNA polymerase II-specific; RNA polymerase II transcription regulatory region sequence-specific DNA binding. The transcript is spliced from 4 exons. Bases 204 to 3164 code for a protein of 986 amino acids. Gene Ontology annotation, biological process: positive regulation of transcription by RNA polymerase II. NCBI's taxonomy places the organism in Eukaryota, Metazoa, Chordata, Actinopteri, Characiformes, Acestrorhamphidae.
GGAGAGAAGCGAGCUAACAGACGGAGCGGGGAGCGGACAGGCGGAGGAGCGGCGGAGCUGUAGUGAAAUGAGACACAGCGCGGGAGCGGAGCGGAACACGGGGCUUUGUUGGUGGGCGAGGUCGGUGAGGGUGUCGGCUCUAUGCCCCGGGCGGUGGUAGUAUCCGUGUCCGUGUUGUGAGGAGAGCGUGCGGGCAGUGAGUCAUGUCUCAGCAGCAGCAGCGGGUGGUGCAGCUGUCAGCGGCUUCGCUGGCCGUGGUGUUGUGGCGGGAGGCGGAGCCGGAGGAGAGCGCGGCGGCGACGGGCGGCACUGCGGCGGCGGCGACCUGUACGAACGGGCAGGACAUUUUCAUGGAUUUUAAAUCCCAGAAUCUGCACAGCUUCUGGAAUAAGCGGCUGGUGAAGGCCGUGGCUGAAGUUUACUUCCAGGGCUGGAUGGAGAAUUCGGUGCUGCUCAUUCAGGGAAACGGCAACAACCUGGAGGUGCUGCGGGAGGCGUGGAUGCGCCGGGCGCUGCGCUCUCCGAAGGGCUUCACCAUCAAAGCAGUGGGUGACUUGUCCCCAAUGCAGAUGUCCCCUAUUACCCAGUCGCAGUUCAUCCCACUGUCUGAAGUGCUGUGCUCAGUCAUAUCUGACAUGAAUACUGCUAAUAUAACGGUCAACCAGGAGGCUCUGAUUAAACACAUGAUGAAGGCCCAUCCAGGAAUGACAAUUCCCACCCAGGAAAUCCUCUACAAUGCACUGGGAGCGCUUAUUAAAGAGAGAAAAAUCUAUCACACUGGAGAGGGCUACUUCAUUGUUUCUCCUCAGACAUACUUCAUCACCAACAACAUGCCAAAAGAGAAAAGUUGGUGGACAAACGAAAAUGACCAUCCUUCUCCUCCCCCUAUAACCUACCUGGUGAGCAACGAAAGCUGCAUGGAUGCUUCAACUGACAUACCCAUCAUGGCCCACUGCAAGUCCUGUAGUUGCUUCACACCUCAGCCAACAGCUCCACCAUCUGUCCAGGAGCAGUCCAUCAGUAUAAGUGAAUGUACCGGAAAAAGCCUGAAGUGGCCUCGAGAACAUAAACCUGCCGUCCAGCAUCAGUCCACCUCUACAGCAGCAGAUUACCAGGCUAGUGAAAUCAGCAAAUCAACAAACACUAGUCGUAAAGAUAAGGAGAAACCCGGACGCAAGUUCGGCCUCAACCUGUUCCGACGUAACACAGGAAAGAAGGAGAAUAAACUAAAGAAGGAAUAUGCCACUUUCUCUGGGCAGUUUCCACCUGAAGAGUGGCCAGUUAGGGAUGAAGAAGAUCUUAAUAACCUUCCCAGAGAUCUGGAACAUGCCAUUAUUAAACGUAUCAACCCUGAGCUUACUGUGGACAACUUGGUCCGCCAUACUGUCCUGAUGAAAAAACUGGAAGAGAAAGCGGAGAGAAUGACAAAGGCCAUAACUAUUGACAAAGGCAUGUCCACAGAGAUCCUGCGCUCUCAGCAAAGACACCAUUCAUCCAGGGCUGGUGGAAAGAAGCCAGUCGCUAAAGCCACACGGAGCAAGAGAAGAGUGCCUUCUUCCAAAGAGAAACAGAGGACAAAGACUAAAGAUGUUUCAUGUGAUGACGAUUUACAGGCAGAUGAUCUCAUUCCAUCUUGCCUCAAGCCUGAAUUAGUUCUAGAAGAAACUGACAAUCAUGAGGAUUGUGCUGUUUUGGACCCAAAAUGCGUCUACAAGAAACGCAUAGAGAAUCCAUUUCAGUCGCUGCCAGGGCGGGAUAUAGUACCAACCACCACUCACAAAGAACAAAGGAGGAGAGAGGCCAAGACUUCAACUCGGCGGGAGCGAGCAGGUCACAGGUCCAAAUCCUGGGAUCCUCACCGCGUGAAAGCAGUCAGUGAAGAGCAUGACAAAGCUCAUAUGCCGACAGAUAGAUCUUGUGAGCGUCUCCAUGAAGGAGGGCUGACUUUAGAUUCUGUCACAGAUUCGAAAGCUGUUAAAGAACUUCCUGGAGAUUACAGCUUUGUCUAUCCUGACAGCAGCACACUGAGGAUAGAAGACAAGGUCAAACUAAGAGACAGCAAGGUCAGAGGCAGGGAGCUGAGAGAUGGGACAGGAAGGGAGAUUAAACAAAAGGUUUUUCACGAGAGAGAUUCUGAUCAGAAGCACAUCAUGGACCUGACUUCACAUCCAUAUGAAACAACAGAAUUACCCAUGCCAUGGCCCAAAUUUACAGUUCAACGUAGACGUUCCCUCCAUCUAGUCAACAAUAAGGACGAAUCUGACCACUGCCCUGACCUUUUGUCCUCACACCAGCAGACAUGCACCCAACAACUGGCAGACGCUGAUGGCAUGCGCCGAGACACCAGCCAUGCAGGCAGUGAAGCAUACACUGAUGAUGAGCACCGCAUUUAUCAGAAAAUAGAGGAUGAUGAUGAUGAUGAUGACUGUUGUAGCUCCUUGUGUCUGAACGAGGAAUGUGCCAGUGAGGUGGUUUGCCCUGGCACAGCACGCUGUCGUGAACCAGUCUGUCUGGAUGGGGACUGGGACAGCACUUUCAUGGACAAUAACCCAUCACUUCUUUACCAGGACACCAUAAAACCCACACAGAGACCACAUGAAUUCAGGUGGCAGGCAAAUGAGCACCAGCCUGCUCUAUCUCACCUGCCUACAGACGUCAGCACCAGCCGAAAGGCUCAAUGUCCGGACGAAAGACUUCAUGAUCUCAGCUCUGGACACUCUGAACCAACAGAGGCCCUGGACAGCAGCAUCUUUGAUUACUGUCAGACGAGUGAACGGGACUCUGACGCUGAAACAGUACUCAAGUCUGCAGACGAAGUAGAUGACAAAUCCCAUCUCUGGAGUUGUCAUCCACAAAUAAAAGACUACAAUCAGAGUCAAUAUGAGGCAUCAGGGGAUGGAGAUGACCUAAAGUGUACAAGCAUAAGUCAUGGUGACCCUUCUAAAGUCUGUACUGUGGAAACAGCAGAAAAUCAAAGCAACACAGCAGACAGUGGAAUUGACUCACCAAGAGCACGCAUGAGUCUAACUUCAAGUAACUCGUUGAUACUCAAAGGGUUAAAGCAACGUGGUUUCCUACAGAAUCUUGAAAAACUUCACUCCAAGAGCAAUGGCAUUCAUCCCCAGAGUUCCUUGCUUCAGCUCACACCGGUCAUGAAUGUGUGAAUGGCUGGGUGGAGAGUUAAAUCACUGAUUUCAGUUUAUUCCAAGGUCUCUGUAUAUAUGUGUAUAUUUAUCACUUUUAUAUGUAAAUAUCCUUUGUCACACAAUACUGAAUAGUACAUUCAGCUAGCAUUGUUGGGUAUUUGGAGUAUUAUAUAAUUAGGGUUUUAUAGUUUUUCUUUUGUGCUAUUUUAAGUACCAACAUCCUCUGUUUAUAAAGAGGAAUACUAUAGUUCAAUUUAACAUGAAACCCAUGUAAACAGUGAGAAAAAAUAAACUAUGUACGUUACCAA